This is a messenger RNA of Entelurus aequoreus (snake pipefish), 3322 nucleotides long. RefSeq lists its product as uncharacterized. NCBI's taxonomy places the organism in Eukaryota, Metazoa, Chordata, Actinopteri, Syngnathiformes, Syngnathidae. The coding region runs from base 83 to 1090 and encodes 335 amino acids. The transcript has 6 exons. The record is from RefSeq and is a predicted model, not a curated record.
GCCGUAAUGAAUGCAAGAGAGGAGGGAAGCUGCAUGAAGUCCACUUUCCAGUUCUGAGUGGCCCACUGGACCCUUCGCCACCAUGGGGAGAAAGAUCAAGACUGUUUACCUCCUUCCUCUCCUCCUUUAUACUGUGUCUGGUUUGAAGAUACGAAACAAGCUGCUGGGAACAUGCUUGCAGGUGCAAGAUGGAAGCCCAGGGGGGAGAGUGUCCCUCGGAGAAUGCGACCCGCAUUCGGCCUUACAAGAAUGGCUGUGGCUGCCUGGCGGCCAGGCUCUUAGCAACCGUUUCAGCGGGGAGUGUCUGACUGCACCGGAGGAGCAGUUUGAGGGCGUGCGCAUGCAGCCCUGCGACGCCCAAAUCCAAAGUGAAGAAGCUGGUGCAGAGUUGGGCGGCGACGCAGGCAGCCAGAAAUGGUCUUGUUCCAAGAAAGGCCACCUGACUUCGCUGGGGAAGGGCCUGCACUUGAGUGCCGCGCAAGAAUCUACUUUACUAUUCUUAUCGAGGGAACAUAAACAGCAGGGAAGCCGUUGGAGGACAUUGGACAACCAAACGCUGUGUGAUGGCAGAGACAGCAAACAUCACCAUCACCACCACCACCAACAUCAACACUUUCUGGAAAGGUCAAUGGAACAUGUUCUCUUACCAAUCACUGAAAUGAAUGGACAAGCAGCUGCUGCUGCUACAUUUGGUGAUGGCGUCACAGAAGGACUUCCAGUAAGAGACGUGUCCGAUGUUUUAUCCCCGAGCACCAAAUCCCCUGCAGACCCCACCAUGGUCUUCUUCAGCAUGGACUAUGGCAUGGGCUGGAAAAUAACCAUGUUGGUAUUAAGCUCUUUGGCUCUCGUCCUGGGAACGGUGAUCCUUAUUCUCAAUGUUUAUUCCAAUAGACGGAAAAAGGUGGUGUGCGUUCUGAAGUCGUACACUCCGAGGCCAGAGGCCGGUGUUCCAGGGUCCCCGGUGCCCAGUGAGAGGGCCCCGCUAACCGAGCACGCCAUGCGCCUCCCGCUCUCCUCCCCUACUCUGCAGCGAGGAGAGAUCCUGAUUGAGUGGAAGGAUGGCAGCGUCACGCCACUCUAUGAGGCCUGAAGGUUGUGCCGUCAAUGUGAUGACACGCAACUCAAAGCAAAAUUGACAUUUUAACGACGUAACAAUAAUGGAGGAUGUUUAUGUGCACUGAACGUGACAAAAAUCAAUUAUGCUCUUCAUUUUGUUUGCUCCAUUUUCAGAGCGGAGACACUCAAACAGUCGGGUUUUUGAGUAGCACGUUAUUAUGAUGACAUUGACAUAUGACUAAUGCUUUGUGUGGAAGAAAAUCCAGGCUUCCCUACACAUCUUACAAUAUAGCCAACUACAGUAGAACCACGAUUCACAAACCUAAUUGGUUCUUAAACAGAGUUUGUUCAUCAAAAAGUUUGUAUAGCCUCUAAAGGCCUCAGAGGCCACAUGCAUGGACAGCACCUUUUAGCUCUUAUUUCCAAAAUUGUGUACACUACUGAAUUGGGGUCUUAUGCCGCUUAUGUGGACACUUAUACUGCCAUUUGGUGGUGUCAGAAGAGUAUAACAUACAAUGGAAUUUGGAAAAAAAAAAAAGGUGUAAAAAUUAAAAUUAGCAUGUCACUACACAUGAAGUACACAUUUGUGUACUUAUGGACUAAGUACAUCAUAUCAAAAGAUGAUUUUUAGUUUUUAUUCUAAUUAGGGUCCAAUAAGCCCAAAUAGCAAAGAGAAAUAAAAAAAAGCAUGUAAACAAACAGCUUAAUGAAGCAAAUAUCUCCAUAAAAAAACUUUGUAAAUAUGAAUAGUUGAUUCCAGCUUUGACAAAAGUCCAUAUUUUAGUAAAAGUUUGUAGAUUGAACACACUAAAAAGUGCUAUACAGUACUGUAUACCAAACAAACAUAAUAAAGGGGUGAUGGAUCAACCUUUUAUUGAAUACAAAGCCAAAACAACAACAACAAGCUAAACUGUUGACACGCACACACAUUGUGUGACUAGUCAUGUGGUGCGCUCACAGUUUGAAAUCACAAAACUCCUUAACUUUACCAGCCAGGCCGCUACAAUGAUUAGGAAUAUUUAAAAAAUACAAAUAAAAAAAUGUGUCACUUAAAUUUGUUGGUAGAGGAAGGAGGGGGUUAGGGUGAGUGGGCAGUGUCGACAACCCUGUGGAUUUCCCCCAAAGGUUUCAAACCACAUAUUGAUUGUCAAUUGCUUUUUUGGACUCAUUUUGAUUUGGCAAAAUUUGGAAAAUGCUAAAAAAACAACAAAAAAACCCACUUAAAAAUUACAUAAAGUAGCACUGAGAACUGUAACUGACUGAAUUAGCGCAGAAAAUUGAUCAGCCCGCCCACAGUGGAUGUGCUGCCGGCCACAAAAUGGGUGACUGAGAUAGCCGCACACUGAUGGAAAGUUCGUACAACAAAGUAUAUUUUUACUCGGUCUGCGGUCCAUUUGUCGAAAAGUUCAUACAACGAGGGGUUCGUAAACCGAGGUUCCACUUUCUCCGUCAGGCAGCUGCAGAUGCUAACGUUGCUAACGCGCGUGCCCUCCCUCACCGCUUCAUGUCACGUUGUGUGUGAUGGACGACUUCUGCUACGUUGCAAAAGAGCAGAGUCACGGUGUUUAUGUAAAAAGUAAAGAUGCACUUCUUGGAACCACACGCUGUCGGAGAAACAGCUCAUUAGCAUUAAAGCUACAGACACACUAAUUAUCCCCAGUUGGUCUUACUAAAAAAAGGUGUAAAUUCCAACACAUUUCCAAUGCCCUACUGGGACCUGUGAGACUUUUAACUGGGGAAAAAUAGUAUAAUACGUGGUCUUAACAAAAAUAAAUGUCAUUUGGGGGAAUGGAAAGGAUAAUAAGUCACAUUAAAGUCAUUUGUUGUAUUAAACCUAAUCUAUUAAUGGUUUGUUUACUGGUGCCUUACUAAAGUUUUGUUUUUGUUUUUUUACUUGGAAGAAUGUUGUUUUGUAGUCUUUCUUACCAUAAUUCCCAGUUGCCUUUAAGGCUGGAAAUAUCUGAUGUAUUUACCUUAAUGACAACCAUGUAAUAAAGGAAUAAUGGUUUAGCUUUUCACUUUUAACCAUUAGUUUGGAUAAGUUAGAACUCAGUGUUGUUCUCCAUGUAGUGCACUUUCUUGCAUUGUUCAGUUAUGUACAGUUUAUGUUUUUCCUUUGAAUGUAGGUUUAUAUUGACCAUGACUUCCAAGGUAUGUUAAAGAUAGGUAGGUUGUAAGUUUAACUCUAAAUAACUUUAUUUUUCAAAAUAAACAUUUUGCAAGUUUUAAAGCUAUUGUUUCAUGUAAUAAAACGUGAUGUUUACCA